UCGAGGCUGGCCGUGCACACAGCGGACACAGAGCAGAGAGCCGCGCCGCGUCGUGCAGACACACACACGCAACCCUCCCGCCGCAGCCCGGACACGCACACUUUAAUUUUCUUUCCGACUUCAGCUACAGUGUUAGCUAAGUUUGGAGAGGAGGAUCCCGCAGCCCGCGUCCUGUCCUCGGCUUGUUGUGGUGGUUUCGCUCCGGUGCUCGACUCGAAGCAGCAGCAGCGGCAGCGGCAGCUUGUGCAACGCGGAGCGGGUUGUGUCUGUCACCUGGACGCGCUCACCAUGGAGAACCCCGGAGCCAGGACGACAUGUUGCGGAUCUAUGCGAGAUUUCUUCACUUCCGCCAAAUUCCUUAUUUACAUGGGCCACGCGCUGUCAACAUGGGGGGACCGAAUGUGGAACUUUGCCGUGGCCGUGUUCCUGGUCGAACUCUAUGGGAACAGCCUGCUGCUCACGGCCGUGUACGGGCUGGUGGUGGCGGGCUCCGUGUUGCUGCUGGGAGCCAUCAUUGGAGACUGGGUCGACAGAAACCCCAGACUCAAAGUGGCCCAGACCUCGCUGCUUGUCCAGAACAGUUGCGUCAUCUUGUGUGGGAUCCUCCUGAUGGUUGUUUUCCAGUUCAAAGAACAGCUCGUGGAUCUCUACAGCGGAUGGAUUCUGACGAUUUGCUACAUUCUGGUCAUCACCAUUGCCAACAUCGCCAACCUGGCCAGCACAGCGACCUCCAUCACCAUCCAGAGGGACUGGGUUGUGGUGGUGGCAGGUCCGGACAGCAGCAAUUUGGCAGACAUGAAUGCCACAGUGCGGAUUAUUGACCAGUUGACCAACAUCCUGGCUCCCAUGUUGGUGGGCCAGAUCAUGUCCUUUGGCUCCCAUUUCAUUGGCUGUGGCUUCAUCUCCGGCUGGAACCUGUGCUCCAUGUGUUUGGAGUAUGCUCUGCUGUGGAAGGUCUACCAGAAGACACCGGCGCUGGCCGUGAAAGCUGGACAGAAAGAGCAGCAGCAGGAGCUUAAACAGCUCAGUCCCCAGAAAGAAUUAGAGAACGGCCAGAGUCCAGAGGAAUCUUUUCAGCCGCUGAUGAAUGAAGCCUCAGUGGUGACCAAGCCUGACUCUCCCAAGGAGCGCGGCUGCUGCUACCAAGUGUCCGAGCCCCUGCGCACCUUGAAGUUCGGCUGGGUGGCCUACUACAACCAGGACAUCUUUUUCGCCGGCAUGUCCCUGUCUUUCCUUUACAUGACGGUGCUGGGGUUCGACUGCAUCACCACGGGCUACGCCUAUAUGCAGGGCCUCAACGGCUCGGUGCUCAGCCUGCUGAUGGGGGCUUCGGCUGUGUUCGGUAUCUGCGGCACUGUCGCCUUCACUUGGGUUCGCAAAAAAUGUGGCUUGAUCCGCACGGGCUUCAUCUCGGGCAUGGCCCAGCUGUUCUGCCUCAUGAUGUGCGUCGCCUCCGUGUUCACUCCGGGGAGCCCCUUCGACCUCAGCGUCUCACCCUUCGAGGACAUUUACACCCACUUGGUUGGAGAGAAGACCCUGCCCAAUAGUGACCUCAGCAGCGUCCACAUGGUCGUGAAUACCACUACUGCUGCACCGACUGAAGAGUUACCACCUCUGCAGUCCUACAUAUCUGUCAGUCUGCUGUUUGCUGGCGUCAUUGCUGCUAGAAUUGGCCUGUGGUCGUUUGACCUGACAGUGACUCAGCUCAUCCAGGAGAAUGUAAUCGAGUCGGAGCGAGGUGUGAUCAACGGCGUCCAAAACUCCAUGAAUUACCUCUUAGACCUGCUGCACUUCAUCAUGGUGAUUCUGGCUCCGAACCAAGAGGCCUUCGGGCUGCUGGUCCUCAUCUCAGUCUCUUUUGUGGCCAUGGGUCACGCUAUGUACUUUAGGUUUGCCUUCAAGAGCCUGGGUACCCGCCUCUUCUUCUGCUUCUCGCCGGAGCAGAAAGUGGAGACCGUGGACAGCCCCUCACUUCCUACCACCGUCUAACCCCAUUAAAGAGACUCUGUCCUCGGGACAUAGUUCUCAAGCCUUUUCCCAGCCCUGCAUCUUAUUUAUCGAACUAACAGCGUAGCUUGUAGCUGGCGGAAUGCUAAUGCUAACAUAAACCAGAACACAUGCAAUAAACCUUCCCUUGUUAUGCAUAGCCAUUAAUAAAGCAUUAAUCAUUAGCUGGAGGACGUGAGUAGAGCUUACAGUCGUAGAAAAGUAAUCCAUAGUAAGAAUCUUACGUAAGGCAGGGUUUCUCUAACUCCUUCAGUCUGAGAAUCAGAGGAGAGCCUCUCCUCCAUCCGUCCAUGCUCACACGAGGAUCCAUCACGUCAAGGCUCGUGACCCCAUUUUUUUGGUCUUUUAAAGAAACCAGAAGAAACAUUCUCCUCCUAACUGCCUGGAUCGAGGAUCACUGUUUCCGGUUGUAAAUGGUGCUUCAGCUAACAAAAGGGCAAAACCAGGGAGAGACGCUGCAGGGAGGCAGGCACUGAGGCUUGAAUGAAGGUGACGGCGGGGGUGUAGGUCUGAGGUCCUACACCGGGCGCAUCCUUUAUUUUAAACACUUGCCUUCCAGUGACGUCAUUGGUGCUGUAGCUACAUCUGCUAGCUGUUCUCUGGUCGCCUUCUCGUGUCAGCUUACAUAUACAUAUGUAUGAAGAGCGGGUCAUGGGCGUCUUUUUAUUUGACCAAACGCAAAACUGGGCUCCAGUCUCUUUAAUGCAUGGUUAUAAGGGUUAUGCAACGAACUGUAUUUAUUCAGGAAAGGCAGACGGUGGUUUUUUUUAUAUAGGAAUUGUAUCAUCAGUAUUGUGCCAUAAGAGACAAAUGAUAAAUCCUAUGCACCCUUGUCAAUAGUCAUCUCACUUACCAAAGUCAAGUCCACGCGUGGCAUAAAAGGAAGUGAGGGAAACCAGUUAUCUGUCUGAAGCAUUCCAAAUAUAUCAGGUGACAGUAGUGUAGCUUCACUAAUGCUUCCAAUAACCCAAGAACAUCUGAAUAUUUUUAACCCACUCUUAAGAUUGUACUUAACAUGUUUGUUUUUUUCCUCUACUUUACAUGAAUAGAUUCAUGUUGUCACCUUUUGAUUUUUGUGUUUUAUGAAUUCUCUGUGGUGAUUUUCUUUUUUUUAAUCAUGAUUGUUGUUACACAGGCACUUUACGUGAUUGACAUCUGUCAUUACACCCAAUGCGUGAUCAGGUAUUUGAUCAAUGUUUUUGCACAAGGCUGAGAACCUGACGAACCCCCCGCACAUAUAUCAUAUUUCAAUCGCUUAUAGCCGCCCCCUCUCAGUUUGUUCAGGUGCUGGUGGUUCUAAAAUAUUAAACUCAGCACCACAAAGUUCAUGAGGAAAAGCUGGACCAGCUCCUGUGGAAAAGUCUGAAUACACUUCCUCUAAAAGUCAGAGCACAGCCAGGGUUUUCACUCUCAUUGCUCCGAGCUUCAGCAGCGAAGGAGACGUUCUGACCAAAGUCAAAGUUCUGUCUUCCGUGGACUUCUUUGGCUUUGCAGCACCAGUGUAGAACAUUUACUCAGUAGAACCUCAAGAAAUUGCUUGUUUGCAUGCUACUUCUCCUGUGAAGUGAUUUAACUAAACAAACGUUGUCUUGUCUCCAAAGCAGUUUCAAAUCACAGACACUGGGAAAAGUAGCUUCUCUUUAAUCUAUGUAUGUAUCACUUCCUCUCCGCCUUCAGUAAUUUCUGACGCCUUACGAUAAGAUAGCAUUGACCGCUGUUAAAACGCACACAUGUGAUACAUCAAGGAUUAGCAGCCGCACCACACCCAGGUAAAAACGAGUAGCCAAUUUCUGGGAAAUGGCGGGGGUUAAAUAUUUGGGUUGGACACGGAGGUUGUGGCAACAGGUGUCGGAAAACAGAAGGUUUCUUUCUAGCUGCUUAUUCUCAUGAAACCUGGUCAAAGAAAGUGGUGCUGAGUCAGGUGAGCCGCGAGCCGAGGACCCACCAGCAACACAGCUUCAUUUCCAUGUCCCACCCAGGUUUAGUGUAACCUCAAACUCAGGCUGGGCAUCAGAGCGACGGCAGAACGGUCAGUCUACUGAUUCAGGAAUAUAACACAUGGCCAUACAUUUUAUUGUAAAUAAAUGUCAGUAAGUUUAAACUUGCAUAAGUAUACAAUUGUAAAAUGUAAAAAAAAAAAACAACUUUGUGUAUACUGUGUUGUGCUGUUUGUCUGAAAACUUGUUUUUUUUACAUGUUUUAUAUACCUAGUGUUAACAUUGUAUGUUAAAUUGAGGUUUCUUAAAAUUUUUUGAAAUUUAUGUACAAAGCAACUACUGCAUAUCAUCUGUCACACACACACACACCCACAUACACACGUACACACACACACACACACACACCAGUGUUAUCGUUCAAUAGGCAGAAACAUUCAAUCAUAAAUGGAAUCAAAUUGAUUUGUACAUAAUAGUUGCACUCCACUCGAUAUGAGGGCGUUGGCACUGUUUGUAUUGCAUGAAGUCUUUUGAAUAAAGAAAGUCUUUACAAUCA
Messenger RNA from Hippoglossus stenolepis (Pacific halibut), 4497 nucleotides. RefSeq names its product solute carrier family 40 member 1 (gene slc40a1). Gene Ontology annotation, cellular component: basolateral plasma membrane. The transcript is spliced from 8 exons. Gene Ontology annotation, biological process: iron ion transmembrane transport. NCBI's taxonomy places the organism in Eukaryota, Metazoa, Chordata, Actinopteri, Pleuronectiformes, Pleuronectidae. Bases 289 to 1989 code for a protein of 566 amino acids. The record is from RefSeq and is a predicted model, not a curated record. Gene Ontology annotation, molecular function: iron ion transmembrane transporter activity; peptide hormone binding.